Molecule: messenger RNA, 1556 nt
Organism: Hyaena hyaena (striped hyena)
Lineage: Eukaryota; Metazoa; Chordata; Mammalia; Carnivora; Hyaenidae
Gene: SMIM32
Product: small integral membrane protein 32
Exons: 1
Coding region: 523-834 (103 amino acids)
Source: RefSeq, a predicted model, not a curated record
GCACACCGGGCGUCUGAACAGGGACUCGCGGCUGCAGGACUGCCUGCUCCGAGACGCAGCAGCCGCGGCGGCGCCAGAGGACUCCACGCCACCCGCCCUCAGGGCACCUGGCGUCCCAGCGCCGAGCGGGCACCCGAGCUGUGGCCGCACUCCCCGGGCGCCUCUCGCCGCUGCUGCAGCCUCGGGGAGACCGGAUCCCGGAGCGCACCAGAACUGGGGGACGGAGCCGAGAGCUUGGCUGCAAAACCGCAAGCCGGGUGACUCGGCACCGCGCGUGGAGACGGCAGGACACAGGGAAAGCCAGAGGGUCGCGCGCUUGGGGCCACCCAGCUCCGACCCGCGGGGACCGCAGCUGAGCGCGGAGGCGAGGGAGCGGCGCGGCCCCGGCUGACCCGAAGGCACCGGCUCCCGGUCAGGUGCGCGCAGCAGGGCGGGAGGGGCGCGCCAUGGAGGCUCCCGGAGUCGCUGGUCCGCGCGACACCAAGUGAGGCGCUCCGGCCGGGGUCGGCGGCCCCGCAGGUCAUGUACGGAGACGUGUUCAACGCCACGGCCGGCCCGGAGGCGGCUGGAGGCGGCGCGCUGGCCCUGGCAGCCACGGUCAAGGCAGAGGGCGCUUUGCCGCUGGAGCUGGCCACCGCGCGCGGCAUGCGAGACGGCGCGGCCACAAAGCCCGACCUGCCCACCUACCUGCUGCUCUUCUUCCUGCUGCUGCUGUCUGUGGCGCUCGUCGUCCUCUUCAUAGGCUGCCAGCUGCGCCACUCGGCCUUCGCCGCGCUGCCCCACGACCGUUCGCUGCGCGACGCCCGAGCGCCCUGGAAGUCGCGGCCGGUGUAGCUGCGGAGCGAGCCAGGGCCGGCGGGCGCAGUGUCCGGGUCUCACCCCGGCCGCCGGUAGGAGCGGGGCAGGGCAGCGAGCCUGGCGCCAGGGGUCGCUGGCCCCUGGGAACGCCACCCCCUGACCCAACGACCCCUUCCGACCUCAAGCGGCAAGCCGGGCGUAAAGGGAGUCAGAGGCGUUCGCAGGCUGCGUAGGGUCCCGAACCCAGAAGCCGCAGGUUUCCAAGGUUCUGAUCCCCUGGAGGAGUCUUUCUCCCCCCUCCCUCCGGACAGCGGGUCUAGCAGGGGUGCCUUCCUGAAAGACGGCGCGCCAGCCCAGACACAGGAGCCUCCCCCGCCGCCUGCUGACUCCCUUACUUUGCACACGAAGGGGCAGGCAUGGCUCGGCGAGGGCACUACUAGCCAGAAGCUGGCCCGGUAGCUGUCUUCCCGCCGCUGCUACCGCCUCUUCCACUCCUUGGCACCGAGGAUCCCGGUCUCCCGAGAACCCGAGACUGAACUCAGCCGAACUUAGAAAUGAUGGCCUUUGGCGGCUGCGUCCUCUCAGGGAAGUGAGGGGAUGCUGAGUUUAAGUAGGUCCCGCUCGGGUCCAAGGGCUCAGUUUUCUUUGAGGGCACGGGAGGGUUAGCCGGUCUAGAGGAACUGGGUCGCACCUGCAGCACCCUGUGGUUGGGGAUCCGCGUCCCGCACCUCCAGGGACCGCAUUUGUACAAUAAAACU